UAUAUAUAUGAUAUUAGGGUUUUAUUUUGUAAUAGCAAGCCAUGGCAGGGUUCAAGCACUUGGUGACUGUUAAGUUUAAGGAAGGUUCUGCUGUGGAUGAUAUCAUUAAAGGAAUGGAGAAACUUGUUGCUGAUGUUGAUCUUGUCAAAUCUUUUGAAUGGGGACAGGAUAUGGAAGGCCCAGAAAUGCUGACACAAGGCUACACUCAUUCUUUCUCAAUGACAUUUGACAAGAAAGAAGACUACGCUGCAUUUCAAACCCACCCUAAUCAUGUUGAAUAUUCUGCUACUUUUUCAGCUGCUAUUGAGAAAAUUCUGGUUCUUUGUUUCUCAGCCGUUCAGAUUAAACCAACUCCAUCUGCAUGAUCUGUAACAUAUAGUAUUUGAAUGGUAUUUGAAUGUUACUUGUGAUGUGAGUCCAUCAAUGUACUAUUAUUUGAUACUUAUUGUUGGCUAUUUCCUUUUAAACUCUAUGGAAUUUCAACAUCACUUGCGCUAA
Molecule: messenger RNA, 498 nt
Organism: Mercurialis annua (annual mercury)
Lineage: Eukaryota; Viridiplantae; Streptophyta; Magnoliopsida; Malpighiales; Euphorbiaceae
Product: stress-response A/B barrel domain-containing protein At5g22580
Exons: 2
Coding region: 42-365 (107 amino acids)
Source: RefSeq, a predicted model, not a curated record